Molecule: messenger RNA, 4240 nt
Organism: Anarrhichthys ocellatus (wolf-eel)
Lineage: Eukaryota; Metazoa; Chordata; Actinopteri; Perciformes; Anarhichadidae
Gene: hars
Product: histidyl-tRNA synthetase
Exons: 13
Coding region: 2186-3748 (520 amino acids)
Biological process (GO): mitochondrial translation; histidyl-tRNA aminoacylation
Cellular component (GO): mitochondrion; cytosol; cytoplasm
Molecular function (GO): ATP binding; RNA binding; histidine-tRNA ligase activity
Source: RefSeq, a predicted model, not a curated record
ACUGAGAGUAAGCGCUGAUCUUUAAGGCGACAUCUUAACAUGCGGUGACCAGCGUGUCCAAUUGGCAUUUCACGUUAGGUUGAGAACAGCGUUGCUUCAGCCCCGAUAAACGUAGAAUACCGUAACUCAUUCUGCAUAGCUAGCAGGAAACCCCCAGAUCAAACUGUUUGUUUAAUUAUGGCGGCCUUUAGAAUGCUGUCCACAAUUGAUUCAUUAUGAGUCACUUCGUUAAUGUGCACUAAUGGUUACAUAUAUUGAUGAAACUCGUAUAAUGAAAUAUUUUCAGUGAUAAGUGAGUCAACUCUAAAUAGCUCUUAAUUUGAGCGAUACUUGGAUACUAACCGAAGUAUAAAAACGACAUAGCAGCUUGCUAGCUCUACGCACUGGGAGCUCUAGCUAGAUAUUUAUCUAGCCUGCUAACACACGCUGCUUUAAAAAUGUACAUUUCAGGUGACGUUAGAAGGGACUGCUCGUCACUUUGUUCCUGACGGUGAUUUCAUUCAGCCAGACCGGCUAACUGCUAGCUUGCUAGUCGCCUCAAAUGGAAGGGCUAGCUAACUAGCCCCGUUCGCUAACCGCCCUCCUUAGUUGUGUCGACUUAAGGUUAGCUAGCUAGCUAGUGUUAACACCGACUCAAAACCCAAACAAGUUGGACGUUUUAAGAUAACCCUGUCGCGAUUCGUUCAGACAUGAACUUUAGUGUGUGCAAAUAAAACAUGUCUGCGCAUAGGUUAGUUGAUGCAAUAGCUCUCCUUAUUAACGCAGGCAGGCGUUGUGUGACAGCUUGUGACAAUUUAACGUUAGAAUAGGUAACAUUAGUUAGCUAUUAGGUAACCGGGUGUCAUCAGUUGCCACUAUACCAGUAAUGUGAAGUGUCUUUAUUAUCUGCCAGCUCACAGAUUCUUACUGAAGACCAGCUCUAUGUGCUGCUUCUUGUCUCCGCUGUUUGAAACUACUGGUCCUUCCACUGGUAUUUAACAUCGUCCUCUGUGCACCAUAGAGGAUGUUGCAGCAGGUGGAGGAAUUCUGAGGUCUUGUGUGACAUAAAUGCUUCUGAAUGAAAGUUUAAAACCUUAAAGAUUGAAAGCUAGAGUGGUUUCUCAGUGAAUGUCUCAGCUGAAUAGCAGGCUCGAUCCUUUCAGGUGUUUUUUCUCUGUAAGCUUUCUGCCCUCCUUUGAUUGUCUUGUUUGUCUGAAUUCUUUGCUGUUAUGUCAGGGAGUCAUUGAGAGCUGUCUUUUACCAACACCACAUAAUCACCAGUGACACACACAACCUCUGGAGCGCUGAUUGUUGUAAGUUAGAGUGGAAAGCAUAAUAGGUGUUUUUCACAGUAAACAUUAAGAUUUAAUACAUAUCAUAGUAGGCAGAGCACAGGCGUUACUAAUGACAUAAACCAUGUCUCUGUUCUAUUCAAGUGUCUAGUAAGCAGGCAGUGUGACAGUGAUGCACAAUACCAGUACUCUGAAAGUGAGGCAGCUCAUUCCACACUACACUUGUGUAUAUGACAAUACAAGAAGCAUUAGAUGCCUAAAAUCUUCUCCAACAAAACUUAGUUUUUUCAUUUAACAAAAGACAGAUGAAGACACUUUUCAAAUGUUAAAUGUUCUAUAAAGUCAAACAGCACUUAGCCGUAAGAACCUUCCCUCAGUUGAAAACUCACACAAAUUCAGUAAAUGGGACUACCAUUGUGGUCAAUCAGCAUUCGAUGAACACAUUUGGUACUUGACAUUUUUCAAAUUGUAUUAGGAAAAAAUCUUCAAUUAGCCCAGGUUUAAAUGUAAGGAGUUUGAAGUGUGUGUGUGUGGCUUCUUUGAUUGACUUGGUCUCAUGUGAUCUCAUGUUCUGUCCUCCACGCUGUGAUGAUGAUGAUGAUGGGUCAUACCCUGCCCCCCCCUAGUGCUAGGGUUGCUUACCACUUUUCUCCUGUUCUUCCUGCCGGACCCUCCAUGACCUCGGCCUGCCUCACCCUUCAUCACCAUCAUCUACCUCGCUUCCUGGUGAAUCCAACCCUCCGGACAUCGUUGCUCAACUGGUUCUACUUCUACUGACUCUUGUCAUUGGCUGCUGUGGCUGGCCCUGUACAAUACCACUGGACAUUGCUGUACCCAUGAUGCACUCCUGAACUUUCAUCUGUCCAAUUCCUGGACUUGUUUUUUAUAUUUUUUGUCCGUGCUGUGCGCUGACCAUGCUGGGCAUGUUCUGUGUUCGUGCUGGCUCUGGUCUGAUGGGCUUUCGGGCGGCACCACGGGUCCGAUCUCUGCAUUCUUUCCCUGGGAUCACUGUGGCUCAGAUUGAUGAAGAGGUAGCCAAACUGCUGGAGCUGAAGGCUCAGAUAGGAGGAGACGAUGGCAAACAUCAGUUUGUCCUCAAGACGGCAAAGGGAACGAGGGACUACAACCCAAAGCAGAUGGCCAUCAGAGAGAGAGUCUUCAGCACCAUCAUCGGCUGCUUCAAACGCCACGGAGCAGAAACAAUCGACACACCUGUUUUUGAACUGAAGGAAACGUUGACGGGGAAGUAUGGAGAAGAGUCCAAGCUCAUCUACGACCUGAAGGACCAAGGAGGAGAGCUGCUGUCCCUCAGAUAUGACCUCACCGUGCCCUUUGCCCGCUACCUGGCCAUGAACAAGAUCACCAACAUCAAGCGGUACCACAUCGCUAAGGUCUACCGCCGCGACAACCCAGCCAUGACCCGCGGACGCUACCGAGAGUUCUACCAGUGUGACUUUGACAUAGCAGGGCAGUAUGACGCUAUGAUUCCAGAUGCAGAGUGUCUGAAGAUUGUCUAUGAAAUCCUUAGUGGGCUGGACCUCGGAGACUUCCGGAUCAAGGUCAACGACAGACGUAUUCUUGAUGGAAUGUUUGCUGUGUGUGGUGUUCCAGAUGACAAGUUCCGCACCAUCUGUUCAACAGUGGAUAAACUGGACAAGAUGACCUGGGAGGAUGUGAGGAAGGAGAUGGUGAAUGAGAAGGGCCUGUCAGAGGAGGCAGCCGACCAGAUUGGGGGGUACGUCAGUUUACAAGGUGGAAUGGACUUAGCAGAGCGCCUCCUCCAGGACCAGAAGAUGUCUCGCAGUAAGCAGGCCUGUGCUGGCCUGUCCGACAUCAAGCUGCUCUUCACCUACCUGCAGCUCUUCCAGGUCACAGACAAGGUGGUGUUUGACCUCAGUCUGGCUCGGGGUCUGGACUACUACACAGGAAUCAUUUAUGAGGCGGUGCUGACUCAGGCGGGUGUGGCCCUGGUGUCCACUGAAGCCCAAAAUGGGGCGCCUGCAGAAGAGAGUGUGAGUGUGGGCAGCGUGGCCGGCGGUGGUCGAUACGACGGCCUAGUGGGCAUGUUUGACCCCAAGGGUAGGAAAGUGCCGUGUGUGGGCGUCAGCAUCGGCAUCGAGAGGAUCUUCUCCAUCAUGGAGCAGAAGGCUGAGGCCUCAGCAGAGAAGGUCCGCACCACAGAGGUUCAGGUCAUGGUGGCGUCAGCUCAGAAGAACCUGCUGGAGGAAAGACUCCAACUUGUCACUGAGCUCUGGAAUGCUGGCAUUAAGGCAGAGGUGAUGUACAAGAAGAACCCCAAACUGCUGAGUCAGCUGCAGCACUGCGAGGAGUCUGGGAUCCCACUGGUGGCCAUACUGGGAGAACAGGAGCUGAAGGAUGGAGUGGUGAAGCUCCGCGUUGUGGCCUCCAGGGAGGAGGUCGAUGUCUCCAGAGCAGCUCUUAUAGAGGAGAUCCGGAGGAGGACCUCUGAGGCCUAGUCCUCCCCUUCUGUUCAGCUACUACCACCGAUCGCUUCAAACAGACACUCUGCAGAGCCUCACACACCGUGACUCUAAGUGUGAACAUGAAGAGCUUCUUGAAAGGAAACACCGUCAUAAAAAACUAAUUUUAGAAUGAUUUGUUGCAGUUGACAUGUGUUCUGGAUUAUGUCUAAACGAUACGUUCUUGCUUUGUGUCAACAUUGUAUAAUAGUGAGGAACAAAUCAUUGAUGUUAACUAUUCAAGUCAAGGUUUCUUAUUUUCCAUAAAGCUGCUGGAGAUCAGUUUAAUCAGAUUCAUUAGCUAAAUCUUUUUGUUCAUCUGUCCAGGACCAAGAUGACAGACCAUGUUAGAGACAUUUACUUCCUGAACCCAUCACAUGAUUUACUGCAGUUCAACUCCUCACAAAAAAGGCUCAUGUCUGCCUGUAUCAAAGAUGGCUGUACUGUAAGUGUCUGAAAUAAACGCAUCAUUCUGCUCAAUAUCAAACA